GAUGCUAAGACAUUCAUCUUGAACACAAUGCCCGUUCCACAGCCAGAAGCGUGGAAGAACAUCGUGGGCGCGCCAAUUCACGAGGGCUUUGUGCUCAUGGCGCUCAGUGCGCUCGAUGGUCUCGUCGAUAGGCACUACCUUCCCACCCAACGCCACGUUCAGCUGCUCCUGCACCUUGUAACCGACCCAAAGGUUAAGCAGGAAGAUCUCCGCCGGGUCUCAUCGCCCCUCUCCAUCCUCUACCGCUACCUCGACCUGUUUGGGUCCGACCUCCUCCCGUUGAUUCCACAGUUACACAAAGGCGCCACUGCCUACGAUAACCUGAGAACUCCAGACUGGCUGGCAUGGAAGCCAAACGGUCAGCUUGAGCGUGUUGUGCGCAAGCGAGUAUUGGACGGCGCGAAGCACGGCAUCUGGGUCUUCCUUUCCGAGCCAGUCACCAAGAUGGCGUCCCCAAAGAAGGUGUUCAAGAAGCGACGACGUAAAGGGGAUGAGGACUCGGAAGACGAGCGUGAAACACCUUCGAUCUCGGACGAUGGUUGGGGUGUGCUUGAGUGGCUCGUGGCACUAUGGUCCAAGUCACCACCCUCACUCCUCCAGCAGCUACAUCAACCUGCCUCAGCCAGGCUGCAGUAUGAUGACGCUGGUAUAGUCUUCACGCUUGUGCGCGCCGCCUUUCUCCCAACAGAUCCUCCAACGCCGCCUAGUGUCCUAUUUACUCGCCGAGAAACAGCGGGCAGGCUUCUUUCCCUCUUGAUCGAUCUUGCGCGCCCUCCCAAAUCGCCGUUCCACACGCAGUCACUAGUGCUCUCGUUGGUCACUGUCUUUCGCGUGCCCCCAACGCAUAUCCAGGCCCUUUCCCGAGCGAUCAGGGACUGGAAUGCGCGUGCGUAUAUCCUUGCAGUUGUCCUCGAGGAUGCAGCUGGGGUGCGCAAAGAGCGUGAGGCCGCGCGUCGCUCCAAUGUCGCAAGCCGCUCAACCUCACGCGCCCCUACAGUCAUGACUACCAGAGCGUCGGGCACGGCAGCAACCCGUAGCCGGAGCACAACGCUCGCGAUCGAGGCCAUCCCGGGCGUGAUGAGUCUUUCCAUCCCGUUCCAGGCGCCCGACGUUGGCUACGUGCUCGACCUCCUCGCUUUGGAGGGUGACGACCGCUCACCUGUCCUCGCCGCCGAGCUUGUGUCCCUCCUCGUCUCACAUGUACCUCAGGACGAUGCCUGGAUGCGCCUCGACGACAAGUUCAUCCGCGAGUACGACGGUGUGCUGGGCCGCGUUCUCAUCAUGGCCCGCAAAAAAGCCGACACAGCGAAAGGGCGCAAGUCGACCAUCGGCGUCACAGUUACGUUCACGAAACCCGAUGAACAAAUGGACGUCGAUAGCGAGACGCAGAGCACCAUGCCGCUAACACGAUCGCAGCUUGCGCGAUUUGCAAACGAGAACAAGGCGGGGACCGCUCCAAGUGGUACCUCCUCACCACUUUCGUCGCUUUCAGCCAGUACCGGUGACGGCGAGGAACGGAAGGAAAGCAUCUCACCGCAGCCCACGUUGGAGACAGUGCCACUGGGCAGCGCGCAGCUAGCCCAGUUUGACGAUAUGGUUAGCGGAGACGAGGAAGAGGGGAUGGAGGAGUCGCAGCUUCCCCCCGAAACGCUUCCGUUGACCAAGGAGCAGCGCGCUAAGUUUGCUAUCGAUGACGACAUGGAGAGCGCCGAGGGAUCGCAGCCGCAAAACGAGGAGGAUAAGAGCGACGAGGAGGAGUUGCAGCUGCCGGCGGAGACCUUGUCUCUCACUACGGCACAGCGGGCCCAAUACGCUGAAGAGCUUGACGGCGAGGACGAGGGCUCGCACAUCGCAUCCACGCCCGCGAAACAAGUGUCACCUGCUGAUAGUGGUAGAGAGGCGAGCGUGUCUGACAUCAUAGGCCAAGCACUAUCGCCAGGUGACAGUGUUAAAAGCGAGGGAUCGCAACUACAAGCCGAAACACAACAAUUGACACGUUCCCAACGGCGAGCACUGUAUGAAGACGAGGAGUCGCAGUUCUCUUGAUAUAUGUAGCAUGACCAUAAUUGUAUAUUACUCGUCCAGACGUGCGAGAACAUCGCGCUUGUCCUUUUUCCCGCCCUUGCCAUGGCCCUUGCCGUUAUCUUUGCCUGUAUGUCCCUCUUCGCCGUCGACACACGUGCCCUCUUCGCGGGCGCGCACAAGCCAGAACUCGUCAAGCACACUUGAGUUGCGCGCUGCAACAAACUCGUGCCGCAUGUGUGUGGCGUUGGCAAACGUGAGCCGC
Messenger RNA from Cutaneotrichosporon oleaginosum, 2287 nucleotides. RefSeq lists its product as uncharacterized. The record is from RefSeq and is a predicted model, not a curated record. NCBI's taxonomy places the organism in Eukaryota, Fungi, Basidiomycota, Tremellomycetes, Trichosporonales, Trichosporonaceae.